GACCCUGAGACAUGCGCUGCUGCCGCGGGUGGUUUGAGUUUUGAUAACUGACUUUAUUUUUUCUGAUUGCGUGAAAAUCAACCCGUAACAAUGUUCGGAGCAAAUAAGCCUGCCUUCGGUGCCACUUCCAGCUCUGCUUUUGGACAAAGUUCUCCGCUGUUUGGAGCCACGUCGAAUCCUCAAACACAGCCUACUUCAAACCUGUUUGGUCAACAGUCAGGUGGUCUCGGUGGAACAAAUAAACUUUUCACUGGGAACCAGAUGAAUGCGUUGUCGUGGGGUUCCACAAGUAUGACCUCCAAUGGGACGUCACUUGCAUUUAAUCCACCCAUUACAACCGAAAUAAUGCAACGCGGUGGUCAGUCCUCCCAAGUAAAUGCAAAACAUAUGUGCAUCACCGCUAUGAAAGAGUAUCAGGAUAAAAGCCUAGAGGAACUUCGCCUAGAGGAUUAUUCUUUGAAUCGCCGUGGUCCAUCAACAUCAGCGGGUGGGACUUCAAUCUUUGCCACCUCAUCCACUGCGAAACCGUUUCAAUUCGGAUCACCUCAAAUGAAUACAACAACAUCUAUUUUUGGUCAGACUAGUAAACCUGCAAAUACUUUGUUUGGUGCUUCAGCCAGUGGUGUUAGUAGCAACAAUAGUAUGUUUUUUGGAGGUACAGGGAUUCAAUCAGCCUUUGGACAAACUUCCCAAGGAGGUCUUUUGGGUUUGAAACCUCAAUUCGGCGCUGCAACUACUCCAAGUAUAUUUGGAUCGACUCCCGCAUCUCAAUCAACUGGGUUUGCCUUUGGUCAAACAAAUCAAACAACAUCUGUCUUUGGUGCGAAACCCUUGUUUGGCACCACUUCAGCAGCUGGUACUGGUACUUCUCUUUUUGGAACCGCGCAAGCCACACCACAACUUGGAAAUACUGGAUUUUCAUUUGGUCAACCACAGCAACAGGCCACUGGAUUAGGCACUUCCACUAGCUUUUUCGGUCAGUCAAAUCAGGCAGCAUCUGCUGCCAAGCCUUCGCUUUUUGGGACUCAGCCAACAACCGGUACUGGUCUUAUAUUCGGAUCACCGUCUACCGGCAUUUUUGGAGGCGCUAAACCUGCGGGAGCAACGUCAGUAUUUGGUGCCCCCGCAACUGGAUUAACAGGUUUGCAAGGGACUCAACAGCAAACUGGUUUUACAUUUGGCUCUCCAUUGGGCACAGCUGGUGGAUUGCGACCUGCCGGCACGACAGGUUUAUUCGGAGCGAAUACAGCGGCUACAACUUCCACUGCCCUUAAACCUGGUGGUUUAUUUGGAUCUGGUACGUCCACUGGUUUUGGUUUUGGGACUGGUUUAAAUAAUCAACCCACCGCGUUUGGUAAUCUUGGCACAACGUCUUCAGCUGGAACAACACUAUUUGGUCAACCUGCUACUAGUAGCCUAACAGCUAAAAAGCCUUUCGGUUUUGGAACAGCUAAUGCUACUGGCAUUGGAUCGUUCGGUUUUAAUCAACCUAAUACUGGAACUAGUUUGUUCGGUGCACCAGCCGCAGCUACAGGCUUCAGUUUAGGAACUGGGGCUACUUCAGGACCUUUGUUUGGUCAAACUAGUACAGGUUUUGGUCUUGGCCAAAAGCCAUUGCAGAACGUUCCUGCAGGUAGUGCAUUUGGUGGUGGCUUUGGUUUGGGAGCAAGUACGGCACCAACUAUUGGAAGUUUGGGAAAUAGUCUUUUUGGCACUAAUGUUGGUACUCAAGGUUUAGGCUCUACUGGAGUUCAACCCAUUGGCUCGUCAUUAACUGGAUUUGGCACUAUCAAUGCAACAGGUUCUGCUUUCGGCCUGGGUUCCAGUGAUCAAGUUGCUCAGUCUAUAAAAGCUCAACAACAAGUUCUAGAAGUUGUUCGUAGUAUGCCAUAUGGUCAAUCUUCACUAUUUCGUUACUUAAACUUACCCACAAAUCCUGCUUCUAAUGCAGGUUCAAAAGCCCAAGUUCCUGGAGCUAUAACACCCAACACUUCUACUUCUGGAAGUGUUAUUGUACCAGCUAAAUAUGUGGCCACGAUGUUUGCUGAGCGUAAUAGAGCUGCAGGACUCUUAGUUGGAUCUAGUCCAACCAGUUCUGGUUUGAAUAGUAGUCGUGUUUCUGGUUUUCGUCGUCCUGCUAAUUCUAAUACUCGUCUCCUGCAGGUAGCGAAUCGCAACAAGUUGUUUUCAGGUUUCUAUGAAGAAGAUGCUUUAACUAGUAAUCACAAUUCUCCUUUGUCAUCAGGUCUUCGACGUACCGCUUCAUUAGGACCGACGGCCGUUUUAAGCCCUGUAAAUAAUAAUAAUAACACUAAUUUCUUUGUUAAACGAGGAGAAUGGAAACAUUUACAUCUUCCUGAAAAUGUAAGAAAUUCAAUAUUGGAACGGUCAAAUGCUAUAACAAAUGAAUUAAAUCAAUUGGCUGAAUCAUCUUUAGAUAAUAAUACAGUACAUUCUGAUUUGACAGUAAAUACUAAUACAUCAAAUAAACAAAUCUCUGCUCCCUCUGGUGAUAUUUCACUGAAAGAAGUAAAUAAAUCUAAUUUCUCGUCACCAGAUCAAUCUGUUGUUAGUAGUACCUUGGAUAAGAAAUUGACUCCUGUUACAACAAGUGAAUCAUCGAGAAAUUUAUUAAAUAAUAAUAUCAAUAGAAAAACUAUUAAUUCUCCACUGAAUAAUCAUAUUCUUCAACAGAAUAAAAUUGAUAAUACAAUACGAGUACGUGAUAAUUUACAAGGAAGUAUACAUGAAAAUAACACUGAUUCUAUAUUGUCCAGUCCAUCAAAUAUUACUUAUGAUGAUAUUUCUAUACUCAGAUCACCUAAUUCAGAACAAGUACAUGGUGAUGGUGAUACAUCAGAUUGGGAUCAACUAAGCUAUUGUAAACCUAAUACCAUCACUACAUUGAAUGCUUCUGGUGUAAUCUUAACAAAACCUGGUUAUUAUACUUUACCUACGUUAGAUGAAUUAUCUGAAAUGGUAAUUGAUGAAAAAUGCUUAGUAGAAGACUUUGUAAUUGGUCGUCGUCUUUAUGGACAUAUACUAUUUCCGGGGUUUACUGAUGUUUAUGGACUUAAUUUGGAUAAUAUUGUUCAUAUUCGUCGACGUGAAGUUGUUGUUUAUCCGGAUGAUGAAAAGAAACCUCCUGUUGGUACUAGUUUGAAUAAACGAGCCGAAGUUUGUUUGGAGUCUAUUUGGCCUACAGAUAAAUCUACAAGAGAACCGAUCAAAUCGCCUGAACGACUAGCUUUAAUGCAUUUUGAAGAACGUCUGGAGAAGGCUACUAGAAGAAUGGAUGCCAGAUUCAUUGAAUAUCGACCAGAGUCUGGUUCUUGGGUUUUUGAGGUCAAACAUUUUUCCAAGUAUCGGUUAGAUGAUUCAGAUGGUGAAGCUGAAGGUAAAAAUUGUGAUUCAGACUCACUGAACAAAUCACAAAAUGUUUCGAAAGUGGCUGAUUUCAAAGCAAAAUGUCUAUUCGAUAGUGAUCAAUCAAUCAAUGAUGAUGCAUUCAAUAUCAUUCAUAGAAAUGAGAAACUUGGAGCUUUUGAUUCAGACCAAGGAACACUCAAGGAUUUCCAAUUAAAACCAUACAUGAGUAUGAAGGUUAUUGAUCCUCAAUUCGAGCAGCAAAGUGAUUUUUACAUCCCCCAAAUAUUCCGCACCUUACCGUCGUGUCCCACUUACGAUGGUAUUGCACUAUAUGAGGAUGAUAAAUUAGAUCAACGAAAUGAUCUACCACAAAGUCUACAGUUGUCAAUUAUGGAGAUGAAAAACAAUUUGGAUGUGAUUAAUGAUAACAACUUCUUAAUGAAUUUGUACCCGUAUGAAAAUAUAACAAAAAUAUGUGAUACAGUGUCACUGAAACCUCGCACAAAUCAUGAUAAUAUGACGUUGUUAAAUCAUGUUUCACAUUGGAUAAUGGAUGCUGGUCUUUGGCAUGGUCAUGGUAUGCGGCCAUCUUUCAGUUAUUCACGGUUUGCUGAAUUCCAUUCUAUGGUACUAGUUUGUCCAACACCGCGUGGUAAUCAGUACAAUGAUGAGGUGAAUUUUGACCUAACCAAUUCCAUUACAUUCUUCACAUUACCAUCACCGAUCGAAUUAUUUGAUGAGGAUAUGCUUAAUUCAGCUUUGACUACAUCUAUGCGAGUUAUACAGACUGUUAGUAAUUCAUUACAACCACCAUGUAAUAAUUGUCCUUUAUGGCGUCCCAUUAUUGGUUUAACAGCUUUAGAGUCUUAUACACGUAUAUUGAAUUGUGAUCCUUUAAAUAAUAUCAAUGUGAAUUUUCAUGAAUCUGUUGAAAAUGAAAAACUCAGUGCUCGACUAACUGGUUUUAAACGAAUAUUCAGUCUUUGUCAAGCACUUUGGGGACGUCAUCCACAAGAAGCUGUCGCUGAAGCAAUGGCUGAAACUGACAGCUCCACUGAUAAAAUCUUCAAUACUAAAUUAAUCAAUUCUGAUUUUCCUAUUUUAACUGACACUAGUCAACUUUGGAAUAAUGGUGAAUGCAUUAGUAAUGAAGUUUAUCGCAAUUAUAAUUUGGUGAAUUAUCCUAUCAGUAUGUUUCGUGAAAUUUCUGGUAUGCGUUCUUUAGCCAGAAAGCAAGCUGUUUCAGAAUGGAUUAGAACACAAUCAUUUCCCUGGUUGAAAUCCAAAUUGGAAUCUUUGCGUUUAAUAGAAGCAAGUGGUCUGAAUGAAACUGCAUCUGAUUCGUUUGAAGCGUUUUCCAUAUCUAAACUCAAUUCCAACAAUUAUGACAGUGAUAUUUUAGCACAAGGAAUAUUUGCUUGUUUGGUAUCAGGUGAAUCGGGUGCUGCGUGUCGUCUGGCCAUUGUGUCCAACAUGCCAGCUUUAGCUUCGUUAAUAGCACAGUCAACUGCCGGUGAUCCAGUCGUUCGACGUGGUUUACAACAUCAGUUGAAUAAAUGGCAUGAGAUAAAAUUUGAUCAGCAUAUCCCCAUUAAUAUGCUUCGAGUGUAUUGUUUAUUAGCUGGAAUUACAGAGUUCCCACACCCUUCAAAUUCUUCAAAUAUUUCUGUACUUGCUGAACUUGAUUGGAUUCAAGCAUUCGGUGCACAUAUAUGGUGUAUAUGUGAUUACCAGGCAAAUUUAGGUGAGAUUUUAUCUGUGUACAGUGAUACUUGGCAUUCUGAUCAAAAGCCUAACACAAAACAAGGAGUACCACGUCCAAGUCCACCAACAGUUGACAAACUUAUUAAUCCAAAUCUUGCUGUUUCGUCAGUCAAGGACUAUCCUAUUAGUGAAGAGAUGGAAGGUCCUAAUCGUGAAAUCAAAUUUCGAGAUUGGCCUCGAGACACAGCUUAUCAUCUUCUACAAUUGUGUCGAAAACAGUUUCAUUCUUUACAAAGAACAUUGGAUCCUUGUUCCUUCAGUCGACGUUAUUCAUCAUCUUGUGUUUUAGAUCGUGACAAUCUUUUGGAUUGGGCUAUGUCGUGGCAUUUAUGGCGUUUUCUUGUAUCCUAUGGAUAUCAUCAUUUUUACGAUGAUUUCUAUGAAGACUUUUCUGAAAUAUCUACUCGUGUUUGCAAUGAAUUCGCCACACAGUUAGAAGCUGCAGGUCUAUGGGAAUGGUCCGUUUUUGUACUGCUUCAUAUAGAUUGUGAGAAAACUCGAGAAGCAUCUGUAAAAUGUCUCAUCGGUCGACAUGUAUCGUUAGUUUUGCCUUCAGGCCUUUUGAAUAAUUCCAAUAAAAAUUCUCCGUCUUGUUUGUCGGAUAUAGACUUCAUGUCGCAUAAAAUCUCUUUACUACCUACACCAUCGUUAACUAAACCUGAAUCGUUUGUGGUUAAUCGUUUGGGCGUUCCUGUACAUUGGAUUCACGAAGCAAAGGCUAUAUUAGCAAGACAUCGCUUAAAAGCCUACCUGCGUAAAACAGGUGUCAAUACUGUUUCACAACAACGUACUUUAAACUCUACAGAAGAUCGUAGCCAGUUUUGUAUAUUUGCAAUGCUUGAAGCAAGUCAUUGGUUUGCUGCUGGACGUAUUCAAGCUGCAGAUGAAGUUUUAUCAAAGUAUAUACUACCGGAGCUUAUUUUACAUACAAAUAUUUCACCUUACUCAGCUUUUCAGCUAAGAUUCGAAUCAGUAUACUCUGCACUAGGUUAUCGUAUUGCUCGCUUACUUGAGCCCUAUAAUUCCUUAGCAGAAAAUUGUUUACCAAGUGAUUUUCAUUCAGGCGUUGGUGUUUAUCGAUCUUUCGGUGAAUUACUUUGCCUAGUAGAUGAACUUACAAAUUUUUGCAAAGAAUCGUCACUACUAGAUAGUGUAUUGUAUAGUCCUAGCAAGAAAAAAUUGAAAGAAGAUACUGAUUUAACUAAACUAGAUAAUUUAGCAUCGAUUCUAUCGAAAUUAAAAUCAAAAGUCCCCAGUGUAACAGAAGAGAUUAAUUUAAUGAAGAUUAAUUCAUUUAUUGAAAAAGUUGUACGCACAGAAAUGGCUGCCGUUUGUAUACAUUUAACUUCUGCCUUUCUUGCAGCUAGCUGUUUGGAAAACAUGAACGACGAGCAAAAUUUGUCGACAAAUGAAAUGAUUAAAAAUCAGGAACAAGGCACGUUAAAUUAUCUAGAGCAUCAACUUGUUUGUAUGACUAAAUUAGGCUUGCCAGCGGACUAUCGAUUGAAGGAACUUCGUGCAGUUGCAGAAAUUAAGUUGUCUUUAGGGGUUGUGUAAGCAGGUUAUGAACUGACCAUCUCCAGGUUGUAACUUUUUAAAACAAUGCGUUUUUAACGUCUUUACAUUCUAACUUCCCACUGUUUUUAUAAUGUAAAGAGAAUCAAGAUGAAGCACAUUUGUAAAAUUAAAAUUUUGAUUUUUGUAUUCAACGGUUGUCAUCAAAGCAAAUCAAAAAACAAUCAAAUGCACAACGGCCUGUAUUAUUCAGUUGUUUUUUUGGUGGAUGUCCAAAACAGACUUCGGUUUUUGAUACACUAACCUUAUUGCACACACAUAAGCUCUUCAACGUAUGCUUCCCUAGUUUACAGAUUCGUCUGACUUUGAUCGUCUUCUUUUGUCUGAAUGAGUUCAAGUACAUGUUUACAGGCCUCACUCGACCAUCUUCACCGAUAGUUCCUGGUUGAAUUAAUCCAGAUCUGAAAAUGGGACCAAUAUUUUAGGAUAUAAAUCAAUCCCAAAAGCG
This is a messenger RNA of Schistosoma mattheei, 7156 nucleotides long. NCBI's taxonomy places the organism in Eukaryota, Metazoa, Platyhelminthes, Trematoda, Strigeidida, Schistosomatidae. The record is from the annotation of a GenBank genome assembly.